CAGCAACUCAUACAGUGGUUUGUACUGAUGAAAAAAAAAAACCUUCCAAUCCAAAAAUAACACAUAAAUACCAGAAGCUGAUGGCGAGGUUGGCAACCAGCAAGUGGCCAAAAGAUGGUUUUGUGCCCGUCCGCUUCUAGAAAGAUAUUGUUAUAUACAUGGGGUUCUCACAAUAUUUAACAAAAAAACGACAAGUUACACUACUACAUACUGUACUAUAUACUAAAGAGUUGUCCCCCCAAAUUAUUGAUUAAAGAUAUUGCUUAUCCUUACACUCCAGUAUUGCCAGUAUCCUGUAUAAUCAGUCAUUCCUUUCAUUCUUUUUACUGCACAGACAUUGAGGUGGUGGGUGUGAAGUAGUGGGAUGAAAGGUGAGAACAAGAGAAAGAGAAGAGAAAGGGAGAGGGAGAGGGAGGGAGAGAGAGAGAGAAAGAGAGACACUGCAGAUGCAGAGCUCUGUCAGGCAGGCGGCAUCCGUGUCCGAGCAGCCUUCAAGACAUAAAACUCAAUGUGGCAGCAGCAGCAGCAGCGGCAGCAGCUAAAUCAGGAGGCUAGACAUUGUCACGCUUACCCACAAUCCCUUUACUCUACCGUCGUUCCCCCCCACCCCCCUUCCCACCAUCUCUUUCCCCCACAACACAUUUCUCUCCCCCCAUUCAGUCUCAUUGUUUUGAGGGCGAGAGAGGCAGGCUUUCACGGAUUAGUUUGAGCAGGUGGAGGAAGACAGGAAGUGGCGGUGGAGAUGAUGAUGGAAGCCAGCUUUGACACUGAGGAGAGUUUCGAUGACCCCUCCUGUUUUGCUCCGCAGCCCCCCGGCUCCGUGUCGCCGGCCAAAAGGCAGAUCAAGGAGGUCAAAGAGACCAAGACAACGAUCAACUGUGUGACGUUCCCUCUGCCCAGCGAAGGUCAAGAGCAGCAGCUCCUCAAACCCAACGAAUGGAGCUACUGCGACUACUUCUGGGCCGACAAGAAGGACCCUCAGGGGACGACCUCGGUUGCUGGCUUCGAAAUGCUUUUGCAGAAGCAGCUGAAAGGCAAACAGAUGCAAAAGGAAAUGGCUGAGUUCAUCCACGAGAGGAUAAAGAUCGAGGAGGAAUACGCCAAGAACUUGUCCAAAUUGUCUUUGAGUCCACUGGCAGCGCAGGAGGAAGGGACUCUUGGAGAAGCCUGGACUCAGCUGAAGAAGAGUCUCCAUGAUGAGGCUGAGGUUCACCUCAAAUUCUCCAACAAGCUGCAUUCUGAGGUUGAGAAACCUCUGCUGACGUUUAGAGCCGACAACUUUAAAAAAGACUUGAAAAAGUAUGACCAUCACAUCGCUGACCUGAGGAAGCAGCUAGCCAGUCGCUAUGCCAGUGUGGAGAAGGCUCGUAAAGCGCUGGCGGACAGGCAGAAGGAUCUGGAGGUGAAGACUCAGCAGCUGGAAAUUAAGCUGAGCAACAAGACGGAGGAGGACAUCAAGAAGGCCAGGAGGAAAUCGACACAAGCAGGAGACGACUUGAUGCGCUGCGUUGACCUCUACAACCAAACUCAGUCAAAGUGGUUUGAAGAGAUGGUCACCACCAGCAUGGAGCUGGAGAAGCUGGAGGUUGACCGUGUAGAGUGGAUUCAGCAGCAUUUUAGUCAGUACACGACUCUGCGGCACGAAACUGACAUGUUCAAUCAAAGCACAGUGGAACCGGUGGACAAGCUGUUGCGAAACGUCGAUCCGGCCAAAGAUAGAGAGCUAUGGGUAAAGGAAAACAAAACAGGCGAGGUUCGACCCGUGGACAUGGACAUUUGAGUCCAACCCUGGAUAAUAAGUUGUUCUGUCUUCAGUAUCACAGCUCAGUGUCCCCAUAUUUCUGAUCACACUGAUCAGGGGCAGUGCAUGUUUUGACCUCCUCCGGGGUUUCUCCUCCUUGUCUUUCUAAUACUGACUGAAAUAACAUGAUUCAUGCACAUAAAAAGGUCUGAGGUUAGGAAACAGUACCAGCAUGUUCCUUCUGAAUUUGAACCCUGUCAUAAACAACAUUAGCUUACGGAAAAAAAACAAAAACAUUUAACAUACCGUAC
Cynoglossus semilaevis (tongue sole) is the source of this 2052-nucleotide messenger RNA. RefSeq names its product growth arrest-specific 7a (gene gas7a). Gene Ontology annotation, cellular component: clathrin-coated vesicle; plasma membrane; clathrin-coated pit. Gene Ontology annotation, biological process: clathrin-dependent endocytosis; clathrin coat assembly; neuron projection morphogenesis. The record is from RefSeq and is a predicted model, not a curated record. Lineage: Eukaryota; Metazoa; Chordata; Actinopteri; Pleuronectiformes; Cynoglossidae. The transcript is spliced from 10 exons. The coding region runs from base 743 to 1780 and encodes 345 amino acids.